Molecule: messenger RNA, 4037 nt
Organism: Penicillium brasilianum
Lineage: Eukaryota; Fungi; Ascomycota; Eurotiomycetes; Eurotiales; Aspergillaceae
Source: the annotation of a GenBank genome assembly
CCCNUCCAAGGUCCCCCCGUUAACCAUUGCUCUCCAUAUGCACGUUCCCCCCUCCGAUAGACUAAGUUGCAGUUUACAUUUUUGGCGCUGACAAGUCACGCGAGGAACGCGUGAGGAAUGCUCAUCCCGUCUCGCAAAAUGCGGGGAAAAGGAUCGUGCUCGGUCCUGAUACCUUGCUCUGAUUGGAAGUGGUCCCUAGAGGUCCCCAGUGGUAGAUCCCGUGGAACGUUCUCCCUAAUCUCGCUUCGGCAAGCUUUCUCCGAGCAGGGUGAUGCAGCAUGAAAUGCACACUGAUUGGAUGGAUAAUCAGCGCUUCCCGGGCUCGUGCAGCGGAUGAUCAGGGUCCCCAAUUUGGUGGAUAAGGGAAUUGGAGGGGAGAUUGGGGACGGAAGGGAUCAGACUUCGCUUGGCACUUGAUAACGACCAGGAAGGGUGAGGGUGGGGGAUUCCAUCUUCUUUUUUUUUUCGAGUCACAAGCGAUUCGGAGAAGAAAAAGGUUAAUGAACCAACGGGUUAUGACGACGAUUGCUGCUGCGUGCGAUCGUUGCUUGUUUCACUCGCCAGUCUUUCUUUCUCGUGGCUCGGCCGGGAUGCGAACCAAGGUGGCUGGCAAGCGAGCUUCGCGCGCGGGGUCCUCCUUCUCGUCGGGUCCAGUAUCGUGAAGUCGACUGGCUUUGGCUGUGUGAAUUCCGUAGCGCUGAUGGCGCGAAGCACAUUGUCCCAAUUGGCAAGCACGCAUGCAACCGCUGGUUCGAAUCAGUUUGGGUGCCCGCGGUCGGGGGACAGAUAGAAAGUGAACUGACCUUCGGUGCCAUCCUUCAACGUGGCAAUCUUGCUCUCCAGCGCCUGCAUUUGCAUGGCCAACGUCCCACUCAAAUCCCGUAGCUGGCGGAGGUUUUCGAGUUCGGCCUUUUUCGCGGCAAUGCGCGUCGACAGCGCGGACGAGGGUUGGGAGGCCGGUUGACGAAGCCCAGCACCGGGGAGCAUGGAGGUUGGACGUGACGAGUACGCCAUGGUAAAGGCAAGAUAAAAAGGAUCUCGCCAGUCCGCAGUACCCAAACAACCCCCCAAAGUCCAGUCAGGCAUCCCGCCGAGAGGGUGCUGAGUCAGCCAGAAAAAUGGGUCUAGUCCCAAUAGGGACAAACAUCAACAGUCCUGUUUACACUUUACACUUCGCCCAACUUGCGACCGUCACUCCACUUCUUUGCGGCCCUUCAACAAUAUGGCCCGGCUCAACGACUUUGCUGCUCCGGCAGAGUCUGUCGAAGCUUUGAAACGGCGAUUCGUACGACAAAACCGGGACAUCGUGCGGGUGAAUUCUAUGCAAUCUCUUCGCAUCCGCAGCUUGGAAUCGGAAGUCUCACACCUGUUGGCCGAAAAUGUUUCUCUGCGCGAACAAAUCAUCAACCUCACUCAGGAGAACGAACGAUUCGAGUCCGCCAAAAUGCUGCACGAGGGAAUCUAUGAAAUCAAGUCCCGCCUAGAUGCGAAAUUGGCGGAAUUGAGUAGCCUGGCUUCGGAAUUAGGGAUGUUGCCUCGCAAAGUAGGCAGGCCAGGGGGAGAUAAGACUGGAACCGACUCCGACCGGCCCAGAGCCACUGCAGAGUCAAAGCCGCGAACAACGGACUCGGAAUUCAAUGCAGGUCCCGAGGAUGGAAGGCUUCCGGCAAUCGUGGAGGACAAGUAUUACCCUCGAAGAACACUCGAACAACAAGAAAUUCAGAACCUCCACGCCGAGUCCAGCUUGGAAUCACCACGGAAUGAUCAUUCAAUGCGCGAAGAUCGAGUUCCGAUUACGGAAAGCCCAAGGCCCGAGCUGAACGAUGCACUAUCGGAAAGUGGCAUAGACAACAGUCCCUUGCACGGUGAAACCGCCCUGCCACCGACGCUCGAGACUCGGAAGAAGAAAAAGAAGAUCGACUCGGCAACUCCUGCAUAUGAACCAUCGCCCCAGAACGAACGACCAUUGACAACGAAUCAACCUCGCGAGCCGACGAAAUCAGGAUCGAAGCGUAAAUUUAGUCCAGACGAGGACGGGCCUUUGGCAGAUCCCGCAACAGAGGAUGACGAUUUCCAGUUUAGCCGCCCUGGUGGAAGCCCUCAGAAAAAGGCGGAUCUCUUUGAUUUUAUGCUCCAGGACCUUUCACCCAGCAAAACGCCCGUGGGCGUGAAACGAGGAUCUGCCCAAUCUGGAAUCACCAAGCGCAAGGUCCUUGAACCAAAGAGUUCAAAUUCCAAUCUAGGCUCCCCCAGGAAGAUGAGGGGUUCUUUGAAUCCAGACAACAAAGGUCUUCCAAGAUCAGGUGCAGAUGAAAACACACGCUCGCCUCAGAAAUCUAAAGAGAUCGAUAUUCAGAACCCGGGAACGUUGAAUCAGAAACCCCGCGUUGCACGACUAGGUGGUGUCUCACAGAAACCAAGGCGCGUCGGUCGGCCUCUUGAAACGGAAGAUUCUUUCGAGCCCGGGCCGAAGGCCACAUUCCCAACGGACUCACCAGUCGCAAAGGCAGGGGACCCAGCCUUUGGGAUGUCGGAUAUGAACGCUGCUUCUCGCCCUUCCCGGCGUCGUGGGGCUGUGGUCAGCUAUGCAGAGCCUAACUUGCGAGUCAAGAUGCGUCGUCCGUCCAAAACCAUGAUUGAUGCCGUGGCUGGAGCCGAUCCUCGCCGGUCAUCGAGUUUCCAACUUGCCCGGGAUAGCCUCGGCAACGAAUUGGACACUUCACAAUCGAGCGCCAGCCCUCAUCCGUCCUCGAACGCAACCCGCCCUGCCGAUUCGGUUCUAUCAAGCCAGGCCGCCGACCCGUUCGCUCAGGAUGACGACUCGGAUCAGUUACUGACAAGGGUCUCUCGGCGGAGACGAAAGGUAUCAUCAUCAAACUCGGAUGCUUCAGACUUGGUCGAUCUGUCGACAGCACUAGGGCAAAGGCUGUGCUCAAAGGGGCCAUCUCGACGGCAUUCCUCGAACCCCAAGAGCACCUCCCUCGACACGUUACGCCGUGAGGCAGAGGUGGCCAGCGAUAUAGACAGCAGCUUCGAAGCCGACGACACGGCCUACCGGAUGGAGACUCGAGUUGCAGCGAGGAGAAAGAGUAUGAUGGUUUAAUUGGCAGGAGUUCCCGGUGCUAUGGGCCCUGGAUUGGGCGCGGAUUAAAAAUUAAAGACUGUAUUUACAUUAGCAUGCGUUGGUCGCAGCCCCCGUACAGAUACCCCUUUUCCAUUUCUUCUUCGUUUUAUUUCCAUUCAGCGAGAUUUGCUUGUCAAUUGAACUAUUUGGUUUUGUCUUGGGUCCUCGAAGUGCAUUCAUUGUAGACACGAUGGGUGGGAACAGUUGGCAUGACUAGACACUCGAAGCCGGGCACCGUGGUGACCCCAUCGGUCACCAGUCCUCGUUCACAUGGAAAUUAAAUUUCUUCUCUGCUUGGAACACGCCGUCCAGUUGUCAUCGAGGCGUGUCUCUCCCGUGGCGAGAGUGAUUCGAGGUACGAGCAAGUGACCCGGCUCUUGCUUUCGCUGGUUGUCUACACAUAUUGGGGUAAUGGCAACCCUCUAUCGCCAUUUUGUCACCAUCCGACGGUCUCGAAAUAUGAGAUUUUAGCCCGUGGCGACGAGUCUUGCAAAUAGAGUAGCAUGCGACCUUUGUGCAACCGUGCGGGCCGUGAUCUAGAAGGCGGGGUAAAUCCUCAAGUGCCCCGCGGCUGGGGAUUCUUCGACGGCUUGGGCAUCUUCUCAUAUGCAUUCGGGCUGGGCUUCCUCCUCCUGCGUUUCACCUUCUGGUGGUGGUCGGAACAGCAUGUCGCCGAGUCUCCAUCGGGAGACUGGUCAGCCUGAUUGUCGCCCGACGGCCUGCGUCCUCGUGCGUGGGAAUGACGUGCGUGAUGGGCCAUGUGGCUUCGAUUAUCGGCUUCGCUUUCGCUGUCUGACUCGGAUGAGCUGGAGGAUGACUCGGAUUCGGAACUGCUUUCGCCCACGGGUCGGGCUUUGUGGUAGAUGCAACAGACUGUGUGAGAGGGGUGGGGUUGGUCAGUACGGGCUGCUGG